AUGGAGUCUCCUACUAAGCGCAAGCGCACGCCACCUGCACCUAUUGGCGCUGUUGAGCUCAAGCCGUACAAGCACCAAGUUGGCGGACAUACUACCGUCUACCGCUUUUCUCGUCGUGCUGUCUGUAAGCAACUCAACAGCAAGGAGAACAAGUUCUAUGAAACUGUGGAGAAGUAUCAUCCUCAGCUGCUCGCGUUCAUGCCCCGGUAUAUCGGAGUGCUCAACGUGACAUACCGUAAAGAUGCGAAGAAGUCGAAGGCGCAGAAUGUCGAAGGCGAAGAUACAGUACCGUCAUCCGAGCAACUAAGCAUCACAACACCGCCGCCGCCAAAAGAUGACGCGCCGGCGCAGCAGCAGAGGAUUGUCAGCCAUUCGCAGCAAGCGCAGACUUCCAUACCGCAACCGGAGCCUCGCAACCCGGAGACGUCGCUCGUACGCCAAGGCGAGCGUUUGGAGCACUUCUUGCUGCUGGAAGAUCUCACCGCAGGCAUGCAGAAGCCUUGCGUCCUCGAUUUGAAGAUGGGCACUCGGCAAUAUGGCGUUGAAGCUAAUGAGAAGAAGCAAGCCUCCCAACGUAGCAAAUGCAAGACCACGACUUCUCGCGAGCUCGGGGUGCGCGUCUGCGGCAUGCAAGUAUACAACGUCCAGAAGCAGUCAUACAUUUUUGAGGACAAGUACUUCGGUCGUGAUCUCAAAGCCGGCAACGAGUUCAAAGACGCGCUGACCCGUUUCUUCUUCGACGGUAUCGGUCACAAUCAGGCGCUCAAGCAUAUCCCAUCAUUACUAGAGAAGAUCACAUCGCUGGACCGCAUCAUUCGUCAACUGCCAAGCUAUCGCUUAUAUGCGAGCAGUCUCCUGCUGAUAUAUGACCGCGGCGAUGCCGAUGAGCAAGGCAAAUCACGACCAGCGAGCCGCGCGAGCGAGCAUAGCGGAAGGGAGGAGCACAAGCAACAUUACCACGACAUCAAGUUGAAGAUUGUCGACUUUGCCAACUGCGUGACCGCGGAGGAUAUGCCACGCAUCUUGCAGACCAAGCCCUGUCCGCCGGCUCAUCCGGACGACGUAGAUCGAGGGUACCUUCGUGGGUUGAGGACGCUGCGGAUGUACUUCCAGAAGAUCUGGGAAGAGCUGCAUCAUCAGAAGUAUGUCGAGCGGGGUGAGGGUGAGGGCAUGGCGACGCUGGAUCGGAGCGUCUCUGGUGCGGUGACGCAGAGGGGGUGGAGUGAUAGUUUGCUCGAGGAUCCGGGGGAUGUGAGUACCUGA
This is a messenger RNA of Baudoinia panamericana UAMH 10762, 1263 nucleotides long. RefSeq lists its product as uncharacterized. Gene Ontology annotation, cellular component: cytoplasm; nucleus. The transcript has 2 exons. Gene Ontology annotation, biological process: inositol phosphate biosynthetic process; phosphatidylinositol phosphate biosynthetic process. Gene Ontology annotation, molecular function: inositol hexakisphosphate kinase activity. Lineage: Eukaryota; Fungi; Ascomycota; Dothideomycetes; Mycosphaerellales; Teratosphaeriaceae. The coding region runs from base 1 to 1263 and encodes 420 amino acids. The record is from RefSeq and is a predicted model, not a curated record.